Vicugna pacos (alpaca) is the source of this 2074-nucleotide messenger RNA. The record is from RefSeq and is a predicted model, not a curated record. Lineage: Eukaryota; Metazoa; Chordata; Mammalia; Artiodactyla; Camelidae.
UCUCUCUCUCUCUCUCCAGGACUUGGCUCUGCUCCAGCCCCCUGCCGGCUUGGCCCUUGCUGCCAUAUGGGGAGCCCCCAAAACGAGCUGCCCAGUUUUGCCUCCUUCACCCCUUCCCUGCCACCUCCUGUCCCAUCUGACUGGCUCCGACUCUCAGGACCCUUCCUGCCCCCUCUCCCCCCUGAACCACACUUCCCUGGGUCCCCCACACCAGACACCUUGAUCCCAGGACCCCCGUGCCCCUCAGUGGCCGGACAUUUUCCGGCGCUUCCUCUGUUGGCCGGGCUGGCACAGGGGGCUGGGGAGAGGCUCCAGCUCUUGUCCCUGAGGCCUGAGGGGCUGGAGGUCAAGCCCGAUCCCACACUGGGGGCAAAAGGGAACCUGGAGCCCAGGGAGGGCUUCUCCUCAGAGAGGCAGGGCCCCAAAGCUGGAGAGGAAAGCCCUGUGUCCCCCAGUCUGGAGAAUUUCAAAGCAGUGUGGCCCUUGGAUCCUCCUUAACUGGGGAGGAAGAUGUCAAGCAGGGGUCCCGGAAGUCCACCUCUCCUCUUGUCUACCUCUCUUUUGGCUUUGCACCUUCCCCUGGCUGGAAACAGCUUUAAAUUGCAGGAGGACUUGAAGGGGUGGAGUUGGACCCAAGGGGUGAGGGGCAUUGCAGGCAAGGAGCAUUUGUGGGGAUGGUGAGAACUGAGCCAGGGUGCCCUUGCCCGUCAAACUGCCAAUCAGAUUAAGGAGACAUUCAUCUCAACUUUUUUUGAAGGAGAGGAGAAUGAGGUUUCCAUCAUCUGAAGGACCCCAUGCCUGCCCACAUAAGGGGGCAAAUUGAAUCUAAGCUGGGGAGGGGUCAGGAGUUGUUUUGUUCCCUGAGUCUCAGGGCAACUCCUUUCUUCUCUGGGCCUCAAGUCUCUCAUCCAGGCUAAGAUCUCCCAACUUUCUCCUGCCCUUCCAUGUACCUCUCUCUGGCCCCUCUGAUUUCUGUGACGCUGGGAGCUCCUGUCCCCUCCUUUCCCCAAGACCCAAGGCAAGCAGGGUCAGGAGGGACUGGCCUCCUCAGCUCUGUAACACCCCACUGCAAUGCCCUUGGCAAACUGCCCUCUUGGCUGACCAUGCCCUGCUGCAUUCCUGCUGCCCUCUGAUCUGAUGUGGAGCUAAAAGCCACCCAGGAUUCCUGAUGGAAAGAGUUGGAGGUGGGGAGUAGGGAGGAGGCGGCUCUGACACCUGGAGCAGCAGUGGGAAUCAAGCCAGCCAGUCUCCUCCCUUCUGCUGCCGUGUCUCCCAGAGAGAAAGGCUGAAACCCUAGCUGGAGUUGCCGCGUUGCCACCUGGGGCCAGGGGGAAACUAGCCUCGAGGAAAAAACAGAGCAGGGGUCUUUACAGAAUGACCCUCCAAUCUCUGCCUAGGACCUCUGAGCAGAGCUCUUCUUCUUUUUUUUUAACUUUUUUUUUAUUGAGUUAUAGUCAUUUUACAAUGUUGUGUCAAAUGAGCAGAGUUCUUAAGGGGCUGAGGAUGCAGGGGGGCGUUGGACCCCUAUAUGCCCUCUACCCGACCCCUCCUCCCUUCAGUGGUUCGUGGUUGCUGUGACCCCGACUUUUCAGGCAAUGAAAAAUGCUUUGUGGUCAUUUUUCCAAAAUAUCUUUUUGGGAGUUGGUGAACCCAGGAGAAUAAAAGCUCCACUCCAGAUGACAUAAAUUUCCAGGCUGGGCUCUCUGUGUUUUAGACAAAAGAUUCAAGCACAGCAGAGUUUCUCAAACUCGGCAAUAUUGACAUUUUGGGCUACAAAAUUCUUUAUUGUGUGAGGAGCUGUCCUAUGUAUUCCAGGAUAUUCAGUGCAUCCUGGGUCUCUAGAUACCAGUUGCACCCUCCCCCAACCUCCUCUUCUAGACCUUGUGAAAUGUCCCCCCCCCCGCGGGGGGGGGAAAGAAAUCGUCCCUGGUUGAGAAUCACUUAAGAAUGGCUUGAGCAAGUCCAGAUGUUCAGGCAAAGAGGGGACCUAGGCUCCACCAAUGCAGAGAGAACUGUUGGCUUUCACACUGCAGGAGUGCCCCCUGGUGGCCAGAGUCAGCACCAGCGAUCAGAA